AUGAAGAUCGAGGAGCUGGAUGAUUCUGUUGCGGGUACCGACGUUGGUGAUAAAGAUGGAAGCAUGAUCGCAGUCCGGGUUGAUGCUAAAAGGGCUCUAGUUGGGGCUGGGGCCCGUAUCCUGUUCUACCCGACUCUUUUGUACAACGUUUUCCGGAACAAAAUUCAGGCCGAGUUCCGAUGGUGGGAUCAAAUUGAUCAGUUUCUGCUGUUGGGUGCGGUUCCGUUCCCAAAAGACGUACCUCGUUUGAAGGAGCUCGGAGUUGGAGGUGUGAUUACUCUGAAUGAGCCAUAUGAAACUCUGGUUCCAACCUCUUUGUACUAUGCUCAUGGGAUAGACCAUCUUGUAAUUCCAACUAGAGAUUAUCUCUUUGCUCCUUCUUUUGGUGAUAUUGACCUGGCCGUGGAUUUCAUUCACAGAAACUCUUGUAGUGGUCAAACGACAUAUGUCCACUGCAAAGCAGGAAGGGGAAGGAGCACAACUAUUGUUCUCUGUUAUCUUGUGGAAUAUAAACACAUGAGUCCAACUGCAGCAUUUGAAUAUGUUCGGUCGAGGAGACCCAGAGUGUUACUGGCUCCUUCACAAUGGAAGGCAGUCCAAGAGUAUCAGCAACAAAGGGCAGCUGCUAAAGCCAUGUGCACGUCUGGAGAUGCUGUGUUAAUUACAAAAGCAGAUCUUGAAGGAUAUCAUAGUCCCUGUAAUAAGGAGCUGAGGGUCGUGUCCCGUGUGACGAGGACAAAGCCUAUGAUGGCCAGGCUAUCUUGUCUAUUUGCGUCUCUCAGAGUUUCAGGCUGUUCGGUGAACUCUCGACGGCGCAUGGAAGUUCGCGGCGCGGAUGUGGGCAGCAAGGUGCACUCGCGAUGCCGCGGGGCGCUUUACGAGCUCGCGAGUUGGGACGGUUGA
This is a messenger RNA of Striga hermonthica, 903 nucleotides long. The record is from the annotation of a GenBank genome assembly. NCBI's taxonomy places the organism in Eukaryota, Viridiplantae, Streptophyta, Magnoliopsida, Lamiales, Orobanchaceae.